AUGUCCAUCACAGUAGGAGACAUACUCUCACAAAGUAUCCGAACCCACGCUAUAUACACCCUCGAUGCACCCAAUGUUACGCUUAGCAAGAAGUCGUGGACUGAUGAUUACCGGUCAAUUACUAACCCAAACUUCCAUGACUCUAGCUUUGAUGUGGUCAAUCAAUUUCUUGCUAAAGAUCAUUACAUUCCUCCGGGCCCGACUCAUAACAAGUUGUAUACUAGCGAUCCUACCGACCGCGACCGCCUUGCGCGGCAAGUCUCCCCGCUCAACGCUCUUGAUUAUAUGCACAAUCUUCAAGAGGGCGACGUAGUUCGAGAUUUCCAUCAGAAUAUUGCAUUCCCAGUUUCUCUUGCCUGGCAAAGGCAUGGCCAUUUCAUGGAAAGGUCGGAGUCGGGUCCUCCAGGUCUAACAAACGUCACCAAAACUGUGGAUCAUUUGUUUUCGUGGAUGCCUGAAGGACUUGCUAAUAGUGAAAGAAGCCAAGUAAUCGGGGAGUUGAAAAAGCCUGGUAUUAUCAAGCCUGACGAAUGGAAUGGGACAAGGCAUAAGUCGGACGUAACCAACCGACUUGGGAAGGAAAUCAGAGGGUAAGCUCCUUCCUCUAACCUCGAAACAAUAACAGAGAUUGACCUUCAUUCAAAGAUACGCUUAUCUGUAUGAAUGCCCGCAGGUGUUUGUCUACGAUGGAGCAAACCUUCUAAUUAUCCAAUUCAAGGCUAGGGACAGAAAUGAAAUCAAGGAGGGAGGUUGUAACAUCGAUUGCUGUAUUUUACCGAGAUCGUCACCUGAUCCAACUAUCUGUACUCCGGGAUACGGUUUGUACCGACUCCGCUGGCGGGGCUGGAUGCGGAUGGCAGGGGCAGGGGAUCACGUCUCGCUCAGGGGUUGGGAUCGGAGAUUUCGGUAUUGGUCUGGAACACCAUAUUGGAACAAUCCAGCAAGCAACGACAGAGUGCCUGACCAUCCUGACGGUUAUAAGAGAAGAUUUGACGCGGUAG
This is a messenger RNA of Hymenoscyphus albidus, 1001 nucleotides long. The record is from the annotation of a GenBank genome assembly. NCBI's taxonomy places the organism in Eukaryota, Fungi, Ascomycota, Leotiomycetes, Helotiales, Helotiaceae.